CGGGCUAUACACUUCAGACUGGUAACUGGUAGAGGAUCGACAGCACCCUCUCACCAUGCCUGCGCCACAACACACCAGAUAACAACAUCACCACCAUCAUCAUCACCAGCCACCAUGACGACCACCAUGACAACCACCAACACCAACGACCCCGAAAACAACAAUAAUGCCAACCCACACACCCUCCCCCGACCACCCUACAACCCGAUCAUCAACGCCGCCCACGCCCCUCCCAUCCUAGCAGACAACCUCCCCUCACAAACAAAAUCGCACCUCUUCCUAACCAAACCCCUCCUCUCCCCGCUCCUCUUCCAAAACACGACCUCGGACGCACGCGACCACUGCGCCAAUGAACGCACCUUCCUCUCCUGGCUGCGCCUCUCAAUGUACCUCGCGAUCGUCUCCAUCGCCAUCAUAAUCUCGUUCCACUUCCAGACGCCGCCGACGGGGCUGGAGCGGCGCAUGGCGCUGCCCCUGGGGUGCGUGUUCUGGGUGCUGAGUCUGGGGUGUUUGGGGUGCGGGUUCGCGAAUUAUGUGCGUACCGUGGUGAAGUAUAGUCGCAAGGCGGCGUUGGUGCAGAGUGGGUGGAAGACGCAGGUGAUGUUUACGGUUGUUGGGGUGGUUAUUCUCGGGAGUUGUGUGUUGUUUUUGGCGACGGAUGCGAGGACGAGAUAACUUGCCAGUAGUGUCGGGGAUUGCGCGUUAUUGGGCGUUGGGAUUUGAGGAUAUGAAGGGGUGUGGGGAAUCUCAGGACGGUUACUGUUGAAGGUUGAUCGUAUACCACUACCUAACGACAUACAUGAUAUAUGACAUCAAGAAUUCAAAACGAAAACUCAAGGGGAAUAAAUUAUAGAUAAUAAUAAAUAAUAGGAAUGAGUCUAGGCGCGACUCGCUGCCACUGCCUUGCGCAUGCAAUGC
Molecule: messenger RNA, 918 nt
Organism: Aspergillus heteromorphus CBS 117.55
Lineage: Eukaryota; Fungi; Ascomycota; Eurotiomycetes; Eurotiales; Aspergillaceae
Product: DUF202 domain-containing protein
Exons: 2
Coding region: 115-675 (186 amino acids)
Source: RefSeq, a predicted model, not a curated record